GCAUGUCGGGGCCUCGCGGGAGCUGCCGAGGCAGCGGCGGCGGCGGCGGCGGAGGGAGCAGGCCGCAGCGCCAGGCCGGGGGAGCAGGCCGCGCUCCCCUGGCCGGAGCAUGGCGGAGGGCUGGCGGGAGCCCCGACGGGCCCUCAGCGUGGGCGACUCCCUGGACCUGCAGGCCGCGCCCGCCGUCCGGGCCGCCCUGACGGCGGCCGAGCAGCAGCGGCGGCGCCCGCGGAGCCUCUACGCCGGCUCCGACGGGCUGCAGGCCCCGUCCAGGCCCCGCGCCGGCCUGCUGGAGCUGCUGCGCCUGCGCUCGCCCCGUCGGGCCGGCCAGGCCGCGGGGCCUCCUCCGCCGCCUUUCCCGGCCGAGCAGCCCGCGGCGGGGGGCGUCUUCCUCCGGGGCGGCUCGCUGUGGGGCAGCCGGCGGCGGGGCCCGCCGUCGGGCAGCCUGAGCAGCCGCCUGCGCAAGAGCUUCAGCUUCCGUCUGCGCCGCGGGCCGCCGCCGCCGCCCAGCGCCGGCUCCCCGCGCCCGGCCCGGCUCCGCAGCCGCAGCGAGGGCGACGCCGCCGCCUCCAGCCUCCAGCCGGCCAAGCGGGACUCGCCGGGCGGCGGCUUCUGGAAGCAGCUGGGCCAGCGGCUCCGGCGCCGGGAGCGCUUCUGGCCGGCGGAGGCGGGGAGGGCGGCGGCGGCGGCGGCCCUGGAGCCCCGCGCCCGGCCGGGUCCGCUCUGGAGCCGGCGGGGAGCCGAGCCCGUCUUGACGGCCCUGCGCUUGAGCGGAGCCAGGCGGCCCGACUCCUUCGUGAACAGCCAGGAGUGGACCCUGAGCCGCUCCGUGCCAGAGCUCAAGGUGGGGAUUGUGGGAAACCUGUCCAGCGGGAAGUCAGCCUUGGUGCACCGCUACCUCACUGGGACCUACGUGCAGGAGGAGUCCCCGGAAGGCGGCCGAUUCAAGAAGGAGAUCGUGGUGGACGGGCAGAGUUACCUGCUGCUGAUCCGUGACGAGGGCGGCCCGCCUGAGCUGCAGUUUGCCGCCUGGGUGGACGCGGUGGUCUUCGUCUUCAGCCUGGAGGACGAGAUCAGCUUCCAGACGGUCUACAACUACUACCUGCGCCUGUGCAGCUACCGCAACACGUCGGAGGUGCCCAUGGUGCUGGUGGGCACCCAAGAUGCCAUCAGCGCCACCAACCCCCGGGUGAUCGACGACUCCCGGGCCCGGAAGCUGUCCAACGACCUGAAGCGCUGCACCUACUACGAGACGUGCGCCACCUACGGGCUGAACGUGGAACGUGUCUUCCAGGACGUGGCGCAGAAGGUGGUGGCCCUGCGGAAGAAGCAGCAGCUCUCCAUUGGCCCGUGCAAGUCGCUCCCGAAUUCGCCCAGCCAUUCCUCCGUCUCGGCCGCCUCCGUGCCCACCGUCCACAUCAACCAGGCUGCCAACGGGGGCGGGGCCUUCAGUGACUACUCCUCCUCCGUGCCCUCCACGCCCAGCAUCAGCCAGCGGGAGCUGCGGAUCGAGACCAUCGCCGCCUCCAACACCCCCACCCCCAUCCGCAAGCAGUCCAAGCGCCGCUCCAACAUCUUCACAUCUCGGAAAGGCCCCGACAUCGAGCGGAAGCCCCCCGAGUGUAAGGCCGACACGAUUGGAAGUGGGAGGGCCAUCCCCAUUAAGCAGGGCGUGCUCCUGAAGCGCAGCGGGAAGUCCCUGAACAAGGAGUGGAAGAAGAAGUACGUGACGCUGUGCGACAACGGGGUGCUCACCUAUCACCCCAGCCUCCACGACUACAUGCAGAACGUCCACGGGAAGGAGAUCGACCUGCUCAGGACGACGGUGAAAGUGCCGGGCAAGCGGCUCCCCCGGGCGGCCAGCACCGCGCCCCCCGCCGCCUGCGUGCCCGGGGCCAGCCCCAAGACCAACGGCCUGGCCAAGGAGAGGAGCGCCCUGGCCUUCCCCGGAGGAUCCAGUGCCCCCCACUCGGCCAGCAGUACCUCUCUGCACUCGGAGCGGUCGGGCAGCGGCACCAACCUAGGGGGGUUCAGCCUGAAGCCGGAAGGCAGCGGCAUUCACCAGCGGUCCUACUCGGUCUCCAGCGCGGACCAGUGGAGCGAGGCGGUCGUCAUGCCCAGCGGCGCCCCCAGCGCAGCCAAUGGUGCCAGCGACUCGCUCAGCUCCAGCCCCAACGUCUCCAGCACGGCCAGCCCCAAGCUGGAGCCGCCCCCGUCCCCUCAUGCCAACCGGAAGAAGCACCGUCGGAAAAAGAGCACGGGCACGGGACGGCCCGACGGGGCGGGCAGCGUGGCGGAAGACCAAGAGGAGAGCUUUGAGUUCGUGGUGGUCUCCCUGACGGGCCAGUCGUGGCUCUUCGAGGCCUCCACGGCCGACGAGAGGGAGCUCUGGGUUCAGGCUAUCGAGAGCCAGAUCCUGGCCAGCCUGCAGGGCUGCGAGAGCAGCAAGCACAAGUCGCGGCUGGGCAGCCAGAGUGACGCGGUCGCCCUCCAGUCCAUCCGCACUGUCCGGGGCAACAGCUUCUGCGUGGACUGCGACGCAGCCAACCCGGACUGGGCCAGCCUGAACCUGGGCGCCCUGAUCUGCAUCGAGUGCUCGGGCAUCCACCGGCACCUGGGCACGCACCUCUCCCGCGUCCGCUCCCUGGACCUGGACGACUGGGCCCUGGAGCUGGUGAUGGUGAUGACGGCCAUCGGGAACAGCCUGGCCAACUCCGUCUGGGAAGGCGCCCCCAAGAACUACCCCAAGCCGGGGCCGGAGAGCUGCAGGCAGGAGAAGGAACGCUGGAUCCGGGCCAAGUACGAGCAGAAGCUGUUCCUGGCCCCCCUGCCCCACUCCGACGUGCCCCUGGGCCAGCAGCUGCUGCGGGCGGUGGUGGAGGACGACCUGCGGACGGUGGUGCUGCUGCUGGCCCACGGCUCCAAGGAGGAGGUGAACGAGACCUACGGCGACGGGGACGGGCGGACGGCGCUGCACCUCUCCUGCGCCAUGGCCAACGUGGUCUUCACCCAGCUGCUCAUCUGGUACGGCGUGGACGUGAAGAGCCGGGAUGCUCGCGGCCUGACCCCCCUGGGCUACGCCCGCCGGGCUGGCAGCCAAGAGUGCGUGGAGAUGCUGUUGCAGCACGGCUGCCCGGGCGACGCCCCGGCGGGCAGCCUCACCCCGAGCCUGCCGCGCCGGAACAUCAACAACAACGCCUCCGGCACGCCGCUGUCCGAGCCGGGCUGCCCGGGCUAAGACGUCGGCGGCGUCCGUCCCUCCCGCUACCCACGGCAGAGCACGGCAGCGCCCUCCCGCAUGCUCCUCGCCCGCCUUUGGAGGCCCAAAGAGACUAGACUUCUUAAGAGGGGGUGGGGUACCCUUCUGCGCCCGCCCCGCCCCCCGAAGAGAAAGGGCACGUGGACUCCGUUGGGGGUGCUGGGCAGGAGAGCCCCCUUGUUUCCUUCCUCCAGCCCGCCACCCGUUUCUCUCUCCCUCGCCGCCUUUUCUCCUUCUCCCAAGGCCUGCUGCAAAUUCCUCAGCCCCUGGUGUGAGGACUCCGGGGAGGGGGGGGCAGAAACGGGGGGGGGAAGCGCGGUUUCGAUGCUGCCUGAGACCUCCUGCCCCUCCCCCCACCCCACCCCGGUUUCAAGUCACUUGUGUAUAAAGUGUACAUUGGAAAUAUUUAUAUGACAGUUCUGUAAAUAUGGGUUUUUUUGUUUUGUUUUGCCCCGUUUGUUUGUGUCCCUCGGCAAGCGUGCAAGUGCGAGCGAAUGUCGGGUUUUUUGUUUUUUUUUUUUUCCCCCACAGCAGAGAAGCUGCGAAAUAAAGGAACUGCCCCCCCCCA
Messenger RNA from Crotalus tigris (Tiger rattlesnake), 3827 nucleotides. It is a transcript of the gene AGAP3, whose product is annotated as ArfGAP with GTPase domain, ankyrin repeat and PH domain 3. Gene Ontology annotation, cellular component: nucleus. Lineage: Eukaryota; Metazoa; Chordata; Lepidosauria; Squamata; Viperidae. Gene Ontology annotation, molecular function: GTP binding; GTPase activator activity; protein binding. The transcript is spliced from 18 exons. The coding region runs from base 110 to 3238 and encodes 1042 amino acids. The record is from RefSeq and is a predicted model, not a curated record.